AUGUCUAAAAAUAUGAUUACUCCUGAUAAGAAGCAUUGGGGCAUUUGUCAAAUUAUCAAAAUUGCAGGCUCAAGUGAUUCCUAUGAUAGAGCAGUUGAAAAAUUAAAAGAUUUAGUGUCAUACAACUUAUCAGAAGUAUGUACUGAUAAAGAAGAAUUUUAUAAGUCCCAGAGAAAAUUAAGGGCUAAAAAAAAAAUAUUUUCCAGUGAAGAUGACCUUUCUGAUUCAGCAUCAACAUUUCACUCUAAAAUUACUAAAAUUAAAAAAAAAAAUGAUGGUAAAAAUAUUUGUACUUUUCCAACACCUCCAAAGAGCUCAAGUACAAACAUAUCUCAAAACUACAAAAUAAAAACAAUGACUACUUUGAGACCUUCUAAUUCAAAAAACCUAGGAAAUCAUGACAAGUCAUUGAAGUUUGAUUAUAAACAUGAUAAGCUGAACAUAAACACUGUCCAAAAGUCUAUAGGUAAUGAGAGCCCUUUACUUUUUGAAAGUGAUUCUGAUGCUACAAAUAUUUCAACGCCCCAGAAAAUACAAACUGUUAUUAAUGAAAAACCAGAGAUAAUUGGAGAAGGUAUUUCUGUUGAAAGUAGUUCAAAAACUUCAUGUUUUCCAUCUCAAAGUUAUGAUAGAGAACUGAUAAAUUCUGAAUACACAAGUCUAAGAGUACCAAAUAAUACAGAAUUGAUUGUUAAAGAAAUAUUAAAGGGACAAACAAUUAUUUUGCAAAAACUUGAUCAAAUUAUGGAAUCCCAAAUUAGCAUUACAAUGGAACAUACAAAUUCUUCAAACAAUAUACUAAGUACUGACAACUUGUUUUCUAAAAAAUUCAAAGAUAUGUUUCCGAUGACUAACAACAAUGAAAUAUUGAAAGUGGAAAACUCAUUAAAUGACCAUGAUUUCUACCAAUAUGUAGCACAACGAUUACAGUUUACUGGUGGUAUGUGUUUGCAACAAUUUGUGACACGUGUCAUGGAUACAUUAUUUUCUGGAUCAAUUUUUGUCGCAUUAAACUUCAGUGGUAGAAAAAAGAAACGAGGCGAUCCAGAAAAACUUGGCUUUUCCAAGCUUACGCUAUAUCGUUUAAUAUGUCAUGAUGUGUGUUUUAAGAAAUUUCCACAUACAAACCAAGACAAAAUUGACUUUCAUUUAAAAAGUUGGAUAAGGCAUUCAAAAGAAAGAUUUGAACGAGGUAUUAACACUGUGAUGCCCUGCAAUUCUUUCACAAAUGGAUAA
Aphis gossypii (cotton aphid) is the source of this 1236-nucleotide messenger RNA. RefSeq lists its product as uncharacterized. The record is from RefSeq and is a predicted model, not a curated record. The transcript is spliced from 9 exons. The coding region runs from base 1 to 1236 and encodes 411 amino acids. Lineage: Eukaryota; Metazoa; Arthropoda; Insecta; Hemiptera; Aphididae.